Messenger RNA from Gigantopelta aegis, 1255 nucleotides. RefSeq lists its product as uncharacterized. The record is from RefSeq and is a predicted model, not a curated record. The transcript has 4 exons. NCBI's taxonomy places the organism in Eukaryota, Metazoa, Mollusca, Gastropoda, Neomphalida, Peltospiridae. Gene Ontology annotation, cellular component: extracellular matrix. The annotation marks the transcript as partial. Gene Ontology annotation, biological process: signal transduction.
GUUACCGUUUUCAUCUUCGCUCAGGUAAUCUGUAAGGUGGUAUCUGCCGCGUCAUCUGAGGAACAAAUACAGACGAUAAUCUGUCCCACAAAGAUAUCCAAAACAUACAAGGGAUUAUUUGCAAACUGUAGGGGUCUGAACUUGACGACCGUUCCUGACCUAGAAGGUAACAUAACAGCACUAGAUCUCAGUGAGAACCGGAUAAAUCUAACUCGAAGUGACUUUACCAGCUACAAUGAGAACAUGAUACUGGAAGGGUCUGUUACUGGACUGAACAAUCUUACAGCACUGAGACUAGAACACAAUGGAAAUAUGUCACUUUCAGAAUCUUUUUUUGAUAAUUUCCCAAGUCUGAAAAACCUCAACAUGAUUGGAGUGCGUCUUCCAAAACAGUAUUUCCAAAACGAGUCGAUUCGGUUAUUUAGAAACCUGACAAAGCUGGAAAACCUCGACCUCUCCUCCAGCGACCUGUUCCAUUUACCAAAACACUCGUUUCUCCACAGCCGCUUUCUCAAGAACCUCUUACUGUCACACAACUUUCAGAAUAUUGACGAAGAAGCAUUAUGGCACGAGUGUACAGGAAAACCAGCGUUUUACAUCGUGUCGUCCAUGUUUGCAUUGCUCAUCUCUGCAGCUCUGUUUUCCUUUCUUGUUGUGAAGCAUAAGACUCAGAUUGUUGUGUUUUUCCACAGACUGUUUCGCGGGGUCGCUGGACUCCCAACAAGAGAAGACUUCAGGUAUGAUGGUUUUACUGGAUACGCUGAUAGAGACUUUUACCUCCAAGAUCGCGACAGUGAGUUGGGCGGUUCGAGAGCCAUCUCCAUUCUAGAUGGAGUCCGAAACAGCUGGAAGAUGGUCCUGGUUAUGUCACAGAACUUCGUCACUGACGAAUGGUCUAUAUACACGAUGCAUGCCGUAGCUCUGUACGCUGCCACUGGUCGCAUACCAAAGAGGCUGGUCAUUCUCCUGGACCGAGCGAAUCCGUGUGAGGUUCCAGACACCCUCCUGUGCAUUGCAGAUGAAGACACGAUUCUGCCAAUCCCACGUCCUAAUGAUGACGAUUCUUGGGAACACUUAAGGCGUCUUCUGAAGUGAUUUUCAUGAACUUCAAUUCCCUCAAGUCUCGAGUGGCCGAUGUAUAAUGCAGUGGUAGAACACUCGAGUGAAAUCAUACGAGUCUAGGGAUAAAUGUGAUUGAUAAACGAUUUUCUACUAGUGCUUUAUAUUUGUAUCAAAUACUGUGGCGUGUAUUGUC